CCAAGCCGAGGGGGGAAGGACAGGAAGGGUCCCGCGGCGAGCACGAGCUCAGUCCCCGACGCUCGCGUGCGCGCUGCUCGUGUACACUCGACACGGCCGAGCUACACCACGAGAACCACGAGAUAUACGUACGCGCGCGGCUGCUUCCGCUGCUGCUGCGACCGCCAGAGUAUAGCUCUCCAGCUACACUAGCCAUCAUCGCCUCCUCCGAGGAGCCGAGUGUCGCGGCUCGAGUCCGUUGCAUCAGUGCAGCGACGAAAAAACGCGCGGUUUGCCUGGAGCCGAUCUCGCGUCCCACUGCUCACUGAUACUCUCUUCGCGGGUAUACGCGCAUCGCGCUGUUCGUGCCGGUUCACGCAGCCCACGGUGUUUUCAGUGAUCUUUCUGUGAAAAACUGUGCGCGAGAGUUGUCGCCCUUUGUUCCGCGAAGCCGAGGAAGGAGAUGCGAGCUCGUCGUUGAGGCAGCCACGACGCGCGCGCCCGAUCAGUACUUGUAUACAGUUACUUGUGGAGAGGACACCGCAGCUGUUCAGUUGCCGCUGCCGCUGCGCUUUUCCCGGAAGCCCGCCGAUAAAGAGGGCUUUUCGUUUGUGAGCAAGUCAGAGAAGACAAGAAGCCAAGAUGUUUGACGUUUUUGGCUCGGUGAAGGGCUUACUGAAGCUCGAUACAGUAUGCAUCGACAACAAUGUAUUCAGAUUACAUUACAAAGCCACCUUCAUCAUCCUUGUGGCCUUCUCGCUGCUGGUCACAUCGAGGCAGUACAUUGGAGACCCCAUCGACUGCAUAGUCGAUGAAAUUCCCCUGCAUGUCAUGGACACCUACUGCUGGAUCUACUCGACCUUCACCAUUCCAGACCGCAAUGGCGUUGUGGGCAAGGACAUAGUUCAGCCAGGAGUAGCAUCGCACGUGGAUGGCGAAGACGACAUCAAGUACCACAAGUACUACCAGUGGGUGUGCUUCACCCUUUUCUUCCAGGCCAUUCUUUUCUACAUCCCACGCUACCUGUGGAAGACCUGGGAAGGUGGCAGAAUCAAGAUGCUGGUACUCGACCUCAAUUGCCCAGUAGUCAGCGAGGACUGCAAGACUGACCGCAGGAAGCUGCUGGUGGACUACUUUGCUACCAAUCUGCACUCGCAAAACUUCUACGCGUUCCGCUUCUUCCUGUGCGAGGUGCUCAACUUCAUCAACGUCGUCGGCCAGAUAUACUUCAUGGAUUUCUUCCUGGACGGCGAGUUCACGACCUACGGCUCGGACGUGGUCAAGUUCACCGAAAUGGAGCCGGAGGAGCGAGUGGACCCGAUGUCGCGGGUCUUUCCGAAAGUGACCAAGUGCACCUUCCACAAAUAUGGUGCGUCCGGCACGGUGCAGAAGUUCGACGGUCUCUGCGUGCUCCCGCUGAACAUCGUCAACGAGAAGAUCUACGUGUUCCUCUGGUUCUGGUUCAUCAUUCUCUCCGUGCUGAGCGGCCUGAGCCUGGCGUACCGCGCCGCAGUCGUGGCCGGACCGAAGCUGCGCUUCAUCUUGCUGCGAGCGCGAUCCCGCCUCUCGCACCAGGACCAGAUCGAGGUCAUCUCCAACAGGUGUCAGAUCGGCGACUGGUUCAUCCUCUACCAGCUGGGCAAGAACAUCGACCCCCUUAUCUACAAGACACUCAUCGCCGACCUGGCCAAGAAGUUCGAGGGCAAGGAGAACGUGUAAUAAGUCCGUUGGACGAGCGCAACAGGCGACAGAGGAUGUAUAAGCCUUUCAUCAAGAUUAUCUACGAACACGAACGACCGCGAGACUAGCGUGACGGCAUAUUAGAGAUAGAUAGAUAGAGAGAGAGAGAGAGAGAGAGAGAGAGAGAGAGAGAGAGAGGAGCAGCUCGCAGUAGUAGUACAUUAGCUAAAUUGUGAUAGAUCCGUUCCACCGCAGCAAAACGCAAAACUCCCGAAGAGAGGAGAGACGGAAUCGCGAGAUGAACAAAGGUAUUUUUUCCUCGACGAAAAUAGGCGAUGCAAAGUCACAUUCCUCCGCAGGGGGCAAAAGGAAGAGCAAAGGUGUGCGUGUCCCUUCGCUUGCAGCUGAGGCGCGCUCGCUUCCGGCGCAUUUUUCCACGCGAAAAUCCCUAAAUAGCUUCGGUUCGCGCGUAUGCUUGUAUAGCUUGUUGUAGCGUUGCGUCGCCUCCUCUGUAAGCUUAACAAAAGAAGGCCAGCUCCGAAGAAAGGAGAAAGAAUGUGGCCCUAGUCCGGUACAGGGUUCGCGCGUCCGCCGACAGACGGCGACGCCAAAAGGGUAUGCACCUUCAUCGACUCUCGAUUCCUUCUCUCCUUUGCCUCCGUACCUUCUUCCUAUUAUUUUUCUUCUGAAAGUAUCUGCCACCUUUUGUCGAAGCUGCGCUGCUUCUCUCUCUCUCUCUCUCUCUCUCUCUCUCUCUCUCUCUCUCUCGUUCUUCCUCUCCCUCUCUCACUCUCCGUUCGACCGGCUCGCGCUCAUUUAUUAUUCAUCCUCUCUCGUUCCAGCGCGUCGGCGGGUUUUUGGCCUCUCUCUUUCUCGCGCGCCAGGCCGUCGGGUCUCGUAGUGUGGGCCUCGAAGAGCCGUGAGAAAAUAAGACAGCGGCGGGAGUUAAGAGUUAUAAGAGAGACGACGACGACGACGACGAUGACUACGUGGCCGGAGGCUUCGUAGACUCUAAUUGUGUGAUAAGCGAAGGACGGCGUUAUUUUUCCUUAUUGACUUUCUGGACUUUCGAUCGAGCACGCAGUGCAACGCUCGCGUUUGCUCGACAUUUUUUUGUUUAUUAUUUUUUUGCCAAUUUUCAAUAGCUUUCACAAUCUUUCUCAGCUUCGGCGAUCAACAGCGACGAGCAAACAACUGUGAGAACUGAUUGAAGUAAUAACGAGCUUAUAUCUUCUUUAAUUGAAGCAAAUGGCUUUCAAUGUUCUCAAAGAUUAAUACCUAUAAACGAUUCCAAUGAAUUGUUAUGGCUAUUGAAAGUUGGGCAACUUUAUUAUUUUCAUCUCGAUUUGCAAUCUUGGAUUUUAGCCUCUCUUUUUUCGUCUGGAUUCACACAUUUUAUGGAGAUCGCACCAUAUUUUCAAUUUCGGAGAAAAAAAGUAGUACGAUCUCAUUUCGUGCAUAUUUUAUGCUAAUUUAUGAUGUAGAUAAAUGCGUAAAUUAUGCCUUGGGAACGGGGCAAAAUUCGUUUCUUGGGACCAAUUAAGAGUUUUAAUAAGCAUAAAUUGUAUUUUUCAGAAUGUAGUUUUAAAACUGUACAGAUUCCAAUCAAACUACAAUCAAUAAGACGUGUACAUUUUUAAAUCUGCAGUCGUUUGUCGGCAUUUCAAACGUGGCUCCAUCGAAAUUGUACAAAUUAAAUUUUAAGGAUGACUUCAAAGUCCUAAAUCUUAUUGAUCGUUGCUAAACAUUUGAAUGAACAUAUAUGAGCGAUUGCUGACCAACUGCGGAGUUUUAUUGUACAAAAAUUUACUCGAGAAAAUUGAAUGUGAAUUUCGAAAAGUAAUCAUGGAAAGCGACGAUUGUACUUCCGGUGUAUUAGGCCAUCAAAAGUUUAUUUUCGGAGCGAAAUUAGUUUUUCGGUAGAUGCAAGCUGAAAGACCCUCCGCGAGUUGCUGCUACUUGAAAUACGAGUGUCUUUUUAACCCCACGCGGCGCCCGGUCGACCUUUUAAUCGCUGCAUCAGCCUGCAGUCGACGCUUCAACCCCACGUGUGUGUCUCUCAUAUUACUCAGUAGAAACGCACACCUCAUACCUUUGCGUGUGCUCGAUUCAUCCUCAUGGACGUCAGAGAUUUUUCUUGCGAAUAAAAAAUUAACGAGUUUUUUCUUCGUAAAUUUUUUAAAUUCUAAAUUUGAUCUCUAUUAAUUUUCUACGAGUGAAAAUAAUUUCAUCGAAAAGACAAUUUAAACCACUAUUCGAAAACCCUUGUUGGGAGUAUCUUUCCCAAUAUGUACUUUAAACACACCACGGCUGAGUUUUAUCUUGAUAAACGACUUGAGAACCGGUAAAGAUUGCACGAGAGAAGGAAACCUAAGGUACAAAUUGCGGAUGAAAGUGAGACAAGGCGCCGUCCUUCCAGUAGCGUAAACUCUAUUAUCCUACCCAGUUUAUUAAUCUUAAAUAUUCUUUUUUUCGUUCAUUGCCCUUCAUAUCAUAGAAUAAUAUAGCUUACUGAAAAGCGUAGCUCUUAGGUCAUAGGGAAAAAUAUUUUAUAUAUAAAUAUUAUAUAAAUAUAAUUAUAUAUGUAGAAGGCGUGUAGAUAUGUGUAAUGUUUUCCCUUCCUACUGAAGAAAGCUGAAUUUCUUGCGCAUUCCGCGAUGAUAAAAGAUUGACGAAAACGUUUCUCGUGAGGCAACCAAGGGACCAAUUUUCUAGGACUGCCGCGCAUUUUUGCUCGCAUUUGAUGGUUGAAAUAUAAACGAUUUUGUGUAAACGGACAGCACACAGACGAAUUUAACACUAGACUUUCCAAAUUUUCAAAGUGCAAUUCAUUCUGAAACGUGUUUUCACGGGGCGAAUAAACUCAAAUGUUGAAAUGCCUUUGUAAUACUGCCGUGCGUUUACCCAUAUAUAGAGGUGUAUGUGUAUAUAUAUAUAUAUAUAUAUAUAUAUAUAUAUAUAUAUAUAUAUAUAUAUAUAUAUAUAAAAGUAUGAAUAUUAUAUGCGACGUAAACAUGAUUUCUUUUUUGUAAGCGUCGAGUGAAGUCGAGAAGGACAAUACGUCGACUAAGCGCUUGUCGUCUAUUUUUCGCUACAUACAUAUAAUAUUACGUUUUAUUUUUAGAAAAAAAUUAUUAUUAUUAUAAUUAUACAUUGUAACGAUUCUCAUCGCUUAAACGUAUUUGUACGUAUUAUCAUCUUACCUAAUUCUAUCAAAAAAAUCUCCCACGCUGCCAAAGAAGUACAAAAUUUUAGAAAAAGAUUUUAUCGAUACAAAGAACGAAUAAGCAAUAAUAUUUUGAAGAAAAAUGUUUUUCUAAAAUUUAGUAUUUUCUUUGUACAGUGCCGCAAUUUAGUUAGACAGCAAUAAUCAUAAAAGUAUAAACUGUGGAGAAAGUUUGUGAGAACGAAGAAGACUCAGUGUAUAUGUGCAUGGAUGAACGGAACGUGGCGUUUUACUGCAGCGUUAGUAACUCGAAAAAAGAACCGAUAAAAAGUAGCAUUUUCCUUUCGUAAUUCGCUUUGAUUAUAAAAGUGCUCAAAGCAAAGACUGCCAAGAUAACGGGGAAAAUAAUAAUAAUAAUAAUAAUAUUCAGCGCGACAGGAUCGUUCGUUUGCGUUUCUUCACCGUGCGUUUAAUAUUAACUUAAAAAUCACGCACACAUCGCGUACACGCACACUUUAUGCGUUUUCUUCGAGCGAACAAGAUUUUCUUUGUUUGGUUUGUCAAAAAUUUUGUUUUUUUUCUCUUUUGAAAUAAAAAUUAUAUUUUACGAAAUUUUCCCUGCUAUUAUUUUUAUUUUUCCUCAACAAAAAAAAAACUUCGUAACAGCGAUUGAUAACCUAGCUGAAAAUACGUAAAAAGCUCGUAUUAUUUUUGUUUUAAGCAUCCACUUGGAAAGAAGGCUGCUUUAAAAAGAAACAUAUGCGGUAAAAUUUUAAUUAAAUUAAUGAAAUUAAAACUUGCGGGAAGCGAGCCGGCGAACGCAUAUACUCGUCGUGAUCGCAUCGUCAUCACAUUUCUAUACGCAAUAAGUAUUCAGCUUCGGUUAUUACUCUCGCAAGAAUCGAGAGAGUUAUGUAGAACAUAUCACGCGCGCAUAAAAGGGAGCAAGAAAGUAAACAUAAUGAAACAAGUGCCUAUUAUAAAAAUAUAAUUAUAAUGUAUACUGUAUCGCAUGCGCGCUCUUUGCUCACUCCUACAGCCUCUAAAAAAUCAUUAAAUAAAAAAGCAUGUCUAUGCUUUUUUAAAUUACAAUGGUAUACGUUACAUUAAUGCUGAAAUUAAGUGCCGAGGAAACAAUCUGUUGGUCGUUCUAUGCUCGAUAAGUUUGAGUAAAGAAUUAGUGCCGUAUGAGAUCAUUUUCAAUAAAAAAAAAAAAAAAAAAACGAAAUGCAUUUCUCAAACAUAGGCGGAAAUAACGAAACUAUUACGCACGUGCCAAAACGGAAGUAAAAGGUAGAUUUUUCCCAAAAAGCUACGACUCAGCGCUGAUAAGCCGGUUAUUUCCUGAUGACGAAUGCUGCGAAAGUGAGCUGCGCUCGGCGAUUUGAUCGGCGGCUCGACGCGAUUAUUCAGCUUUUCUCUUUUUCCACACAAUAAGGUUCAAUAAAAUACGUAUAGGAAUAGGUCGCACGUGCGUCUUUGUCCGAUAUUUCCGAUAGGAUUAGCCGGGAUAGCGAGGAAAGUUGAAAUCAAUCGAUUACAGCUAACUCUAAGGCUAUGUACGAGACAGCGUGUACACUGUACAUUAAGUAUAGUAUGCUCUUUUCACUUCAGAAUUUCAGCAGUAUAAAUUGUACAAAGAAAAAUUGCCAAUAUCAGUUCGGGCGCUUAUUGUUAACGCACUGCAUCGGCGAUUCGUCGUGGAUUUUGCUAAAUCCAGAGAGGUCAGUGCCAUGCCCCAUCAAAAGCAAAUAGGCAAAAGGAGUGUUUGUAAUAACGACAUAUCACGUAUCGUGCACCAGAAAAGCAAUCGACUGAUGCGUUACAUUCCACUACAAAGUGUGUACAAAAAAUUAAUUUUGAAUAUACGAAAGUUGUAUAGUACAUGCUGUGAUUGCGAAAUUUUAGGGGGAGAGCGUGUGAUGCAAGUAAGUGAUACGAAUGUGAAAACGUGUCUCAUGAAUGGACAAUAUUAUUAUUGAAGAAUAAAGUCGAGUUUGAAAAGUA
Messenger RNA from Nasonia vitripennis (jewel wasp), 6832 nucleotides. It is a transcript of the gene Inx2, whose product is annotated as innexin inx2. Gene Ontology annotation, biological process: phototransduction. The transcript is spliced from 2 exons. Gene Ontology annotation, molecular function: gap junction channel activity. The record is from RefSeq and is a predicted model, not a curated record. Bases 622 to 1698 code for a protein of 358 amino acids. Gene Ontology annotation, cellular component: plasma membrane; gap junction. NCBI's taxonomy places the organism in Eukaryota, Metazoa, Arthropoda, Insecta, Hymenoptera, Pteromalidae.